AUGAAUAAGUUUUCAAACAAUAAUAUUCAUAGUUAACAUAUAAAUGUGGAAUUAAAUUUAGAUCAAACAUUUGAUAAUAACAUCAAUCAAAGGAUUCUUUAUGAAACAGACUAUGAGCAGUAAAGCUAUAGAAGUAAUUUAGAAGUUAUAAACAAUAUCAUCAAUGGUUAAAACAAUCAAUAAUUAUUGUAGAACAAAUCAGGUUAAAAUAUAAAUAUUGAAAUGCAAAAGCAUCCAUAGAGUGUAAUACUGUAAUAAGAUGGUACAGUGCAAACAAUUAAUCUAAAAAAUGGUGUAAAAGCUACAUUAAAGAAAAAUAAUAAUAAAGGAAGAAAAUCUAAAGAUACAGCAAAUUAGCAAAGUUAAAUUACAACAAUUAGUGGUGCUGAUUAAAAAGAAGAAAAAAAUAUUAAAUUUAAUGCUUAUGAGUAGUAGAAGGCAUUAAAAAAAAAAUUCAGAUUAAAGUAGUUAGAAAUGCUGAGCUAUGAAGACUCAUAAAAUUAAGAUUCUCUUAGAUUAGGAAAUGGCGAAUAAGUGGUUUUGAAUUUAGAAAGCUGCUCUUUAAUGAUUUAUGAUUACUCUUUGAACGGCUAGUAUACUUUAGACGUUAAUUAUCUAUCUGCAGGUCAUUCUAUACCUUCUUCAUUAGAUUCGGAUGAGAAUAUCUAUUUGCAAUAUAUAUACCCUGAUGCCUCUCUCUACGGCGAGCGUAGCACUUAUUCUUAUAGUGAAAAUAAUGGAGUUAAGACAUUCAAUUUUAAUAAUAAAUUAAAUAGUUAUGAAUGUGAAAUUGUUCUACUUGUUUAUAAGCCUACUUAAUUUUAAUCAUUGAAUAUUAAUUGUGGAGAUUCUAAUUAAUGUAAUAUUGUCAUUUAUUCUACAUAACUAAGUACAAAUACUAUGAACAUUAAAGGCGUAAAUGUUUAAAUGAAUGCUCCGUAUCUAACAGUAAAUGUUUUUAAUUACUUCAGUAUGAAAGGAUCUAUUGAAAUACCCUUUUUUGUUUUUUAAACUGCUAAUAUAAAUACAAGAGAGGGAGAUAUUUCUAUAUAAUCUACUAGUGAUAUCAAUCUUACAUACACUCAAAAAGAUCCCUACAACUGUUUAUCAUCUAAAUAAAUAACUGAUACUACAAAUAAUAUUUUAAAUUUAAAAUCAUAUCAGAGUAGCAUUAAAUUUUAAUCUGAUGUAGCAUAAUGCCAAGCAGUUUAUCCGUGGGGUCUACCUCAAGAUUAAUAAAACGCAGAUAAUGUAAUUGAAUAUAGAUGUUAUAGCAAUCAAGUUUUUUUGAAGAACGCAGGUUUGGGAACUUCUACAUUAACGGCUUCAAAUUCUUAUGGAAAUAUAUUUGUAAAUGUUAUUUCUGCCUAAGGGAAGUAUGUAUAGGCUUCUUCUCAAAAUUACUAAGUUCUAUUUAACAAAGCUAGCAAAACUGAUAAUUAAGAUAACAAUAAAAACAUUGACUAUAUUAACAUUUCUAAUCUGGGUUAAGCUAAUUUACUAAAUUAGACCAAAGAGGCAUCAAAUCCUAAAAUUUAUGAUCCAAUAUUUGUUUUUGAAAUAGGUCCUAAAUUCACAAGAUCAGCUACAUUCUAAUAAAUUUAAUUUACUUAUAAUUCAGCAUAUACUUACAUGAAACCAUACUGGCUAGGAGAACUAACUUUGACUUUGAUGACAACACAAAAAUAUACUGGUUAGUAUACUUUAUCUCCUGGUUUCUGUCCAUAUGUUCCAGCGCUUUCAUUAGACAAAAUUUAUAAAACACAAAAUUUGUUAAGCAAUUUUAUGCAAUCAAAUUCAGCACCUCAAUAUUCCCUAAUAACAAAUGCUUGGUAGCCAUAUGUUCAUUAUCCACCUUAAAGAUUUGAAUAGAAUGAUAUUUAUAAUGGAUUCAGGGAUAUUAAUUUAAACAGGAAUCUUGAUGAGAAAUGGAUAGGGGUCGAUGUUGAUUAAUCUAAAAUUUACAAUGUUAAAAACUACGAUUUUUCUUAUAACAGUUAAUUGUGUGCUGCUAUUAUUGUAAGCUGCGUUCUUUCAGGUAUUUUAGGUAUUAUCUUGCUAGUUUUUCUAAUGUUCGUUAUCAAUAAAAAUUAUAUCUGGGUUCUUAAUCACAUAGAGAGCACACAUAAAUAUGCACAAUUAGAAAAAGGAGGAGCAGGAGAAAUAGAUGAAUCCACUUUAGAUAUUCAUAAGAGGCGUUUUUAUCUUGAAUACAAGGAAGAAUAGUAAAAAAUAAUUGAAGAAUAAAAUAAAAAAGUAUCAGGUGAACAUCCAGAAAGUAUGGAAUAAGGUUAUGUACCUAAAUAUAACAUUAGUAGCAUUUUUAGUUAGUUUAAUUAACUUAUCCAUAUGUCUCCUCCUUUAAGUGCUUUGAUCGACUAUAUAGUGCUUCUGCUACAAAAGGCUAAAUAAAAUUCGAUUAAAGAAUUUUACAAGCUACUUUUUAGGGCUAAAAAGCUGGAAGAGUUAAAAGAAAAUGACAAUGAAGAAAUUCAUAGCUUGGAAAAAGAUUAAUUAUUGGGGAAUGAAAUGAAAUAGCUUUAUGAAAAAUUCUGCUAUCUUAAUCUGUAUUUAGAGAGGAAAUUUGAUGAUGAAAAAAAUUUGAAGUUUUUAACAGAGAUGGGUUUCAAAAUUGUUGCCAGGCUUGAUGCAUAGACUUAAUAUUUUACAUACAUUAAAUACAAUGGUACUAUACCUUCGAUACCUGAGUAGCCAAAUAAAACUUCUUUAGAUUAAUUUAUUUCCAGUUGCUGUAGCCUCACAAAAUUCGAUACUGAUCGUAUAGAAUCUUAGGAAUUAGAUAAAUAUUACUAAGAGUUCUGCACUUUGAAUCAUAUGCAAAAACUAUAAUUAAAUGAAGGAGCUCUCAUGAGAGAUUAUGGAAUAUCUACUGUUUAUUUACCUCAGCAAUGGAUUGAGAGAGACGAAAAAUAUGAUGUGUAAAAAUUAUAAAAGAAAUACUUUAUAGAUAAAAAAAGAGUAGAAAACAAUUUUAAGAUUUUGCUGGCUAAAGAUAGCUUUUUAUUCAGCAUGCUUUAUGAUACAGAAGAUUUUAAAUAAGCUCAAAAGGACAUCUAAGUAGCUACAGGUUGGUAGUUUUUUGAUCUUAUAACUGUCUUAGCUCAUGUUUUGGUAAUGGGCUUCAUAGGUAGUCCUUUAUUUAUUCUAGCUAUUUUUAUAAGAGCUUAAUAAUCAACUUAUUCUCUAAUUUCUCCAAUGAGAUUAAUUUAUCUGGAAACUAUAGUGUACUACCCAAGUUCUAUUCUUGCUAAGCUAAUGGGAGAUAAUUGGAUUGUUUUGAGUAUUACAAUCAUGACUUUGAUGUUUUGGAUUUUGUCAUUUUUAGAUUUGAUUUAUUACUAUGCAAGCAUGGAUUUUCCUUAAGAAAAGUAUUUUAUCAAAUAUAAAUAUGGGAGAGGAAAAAUUAGAAAUUUUUUUACAGGUAUGAUGUGGAUUAUAGUCCUUUUAUCAUUUUAUACAUUUGCUGUCUAUUUUUCAUUAGUUGCUAUUUGGCUAAUGCUCAGUGCUAUAAUCAAUCCUAACGCUUUCUUACCAUAUGCCACUUCAGCAGCAACUUUUGUUACUCUUGUUGCAAAAAAAUACAAGGAUUUCGAAGAGAUCUCGUAGAAUGGUUUUAAAAUUAUUUCUGAAUAUUUACUGUAAAUGGCAUAAGGAUAAUUCUAAGAACUAUUAAAAAAAAUGGAUAUUCAAGAUAAUAUAGCCAAUUUAGUACCUGUUGAUGCAUUAAAAGAUAUUACAGCUGAAGCAUCUAAACUAGGAAUUAUUGAUCCAUCAACUUCCGAAAAUAUCUAAAAUAAUCUUGAGAUCAUGAUAAGAGAUCCUUCUACAGUAACUAAACUAGGAUAGGAGCUUGUUAAAAUAUCAUAAGAUCCCCAUGCUUUUGCUUAGGAAAUUUCAUAAAAGCUUGAAGAGAAAGCAAAAGCUUUAAUCUAGCAAUAAGUAAGUACAAUAGACAAAGAGCUCAGUAAUGAAUUAGUCAAUCUUUUAUGGUGUCUCUUGAAAAAUUAAAAGGGUGAACUAAAAAAUACAAUUAGUUCAUUUGUUAAUGCUUUAAUCAAUACCUUCUAAAAGAAGCAGGGCAAAUAGUCAUUAAAAAGUAUUGGCUUUAUCAAUCUGAAAGGACCUAUUUUUGAUUUUGUUUGGGAGUUUGCUUUCCCUGUAGAAAAUUUCAAAGGAAAUUACUAAGAUCACUUAAUUGAUAUCUUUUGUGUAGCGUUGUCGAAUGUAAUUACUGUCUGGAAUAAAGAUCUCAAAAAAAUAAUUGUCAAAAAAUAAAAUGAUAAUAAAUAAAAAGCUGAUAAAAAAAACUAGAAUCCAGAGUAGAAAAAAGAUGAAGAAGAGUUGUUAAAAGAAAAGCUUAUGAAGGAUUUAGAAAAGGCUGAAUCUGUAAUAUAGGCUGAUGAUGGACAAGAUGAGGAAUAAGAGAUAGAACUCACUUCUGAAGAAGCGAUUACUUAUGCAUAUAAAAAUAUUAUUUUCUCUGUGAUACAAAUAUGUCGUUCAAUCUAAUCUAGCAGUGGUGAAGUUAUUUUAAAUUAGAUACUGAAUCUUGUCUAAAAUGGCAGUAAACUUCCAGGAUUCGAAGGACUAAAUUAAUUAAAGCAAUGCUAGGACAUUUUUAAGAUAGGUUAUGCUAUUUUUAAAAAUGAUAAAGAGGUAGACUUUGAGGAUGUAAAUAAUGCUUUUAAAUGCUUUUUGAAAAACACCGGGUUAGAAGAGAAAAUAAAGGAGAUUGCAGGUGUGGGUAUUUUAGAUAUUUUGAAAAUAGUUGAAGUUAUAAUUCAAAGCUUUAAAGGCUCAAGCAAACUUACAGCAAGCAAUUCUAUUAAAAAAAUAAUUUAAAGCCUGAUAGGCUCGAUUGAAUUUGCAAAGAAUAAAAUUAUGAUCAGAAAAUAAGAAUUUACGAAAGUUAGUGAGAUUGAAGCAAUGGAUGAAUGUUUAAAAGUGAAAUAUGAUAUCAAUUAAAGCUUAAAUGAAACUAAAGCUACUUUGAGUGAAUUAGAACAACAAAGAAUAAAGGCUAAGCAAAAUGAAGAAUACUAUGAAGAAAAAUUAUAAGAUAGCUUUAAUUAUCUAAGGUAUUACCUAAAUGAGCUUUAAUAAUAAAAGUAAAAUGAAGAUGAAUCAUAUAUAAGCAUAGAAUAUUCAAAAAAAGAAUAAAUACUCCCCCUUCUUUAAAAUAUUAUAAAAGAUAUUCAAGUUAUUAAUGGGGAAAAAAAUGAAAACUUAAUUAGAUAAAAAAAUGAAUAUAUUUUAGAGUUUACUAAGCUGAAACAAUAAAAAGAAACUGAGUAAAAUAAAUUAUAGGAAUUAGAAAAUAAGAUAUUACCUCUUUAAAAAAAAAUUAUUGAGAGCUUGAAAAAUUCAAUUCAAGAUAAAUAUUCACAAAUACAGGAUACGAAAUAUAAAAUUAACUAGCUCUACACAGAGCUGAAUAAGAAAAAGCAAUAAAUAAUAAAAUAUUAUCAAAUAAUUGAAGAAUUAAUCUUGGAAAAUUAAAGAAAUGAGGUUGAAGAAAAAAAAGAAAUUAGUGAUGAUGAUGAUGAUUUUUAUGAUGAUAGUGAUGAUGAUGAUGAUGAUGAUGAUGAUCAUAAUCAUGGUUUUGAUUGCGUUCUUAGUGAAGGAGGUAUUCAAGAACUUAAUGCUACUAAGAUUCGUCAUAACAAUCAAAAAUUACUAGAUAAUAAUGAAGAGAGUUUAGAUUAGUUUUAGGACCAAUAAAUUAAGUAAUUAGAAAUCACAAUAUAAGAGUUAAGUAGUGAUAUAAGCGAUAAAGAAGAAAAUAUUGCAUUAAUUGAAAAUGAAAUCAAUUAAAUUAAGUAAACUAUUUAUAAAAUUGAAAAUGGAAAUAUAGAAAGCAGAUAUGAAUAUGGAUAUGGGUAUGACUCUGAACAAAGUAUCUAAUAUUCUGAUAAAACGUAAGAUGAGAUUGAACUUUAGGCUCUCUAAGAAAAAUAUCUAGAUUAAUAAUAAAUUUAUGAUGAGAUAGUAAAUAAAAUUUCUCAAAAUAUGAUGAAAAUGGAAAAAAUAGAAAAAGAAAUAUAUUAAAUUAAAGAGAUUACAAAAGAUUAUAUAAGUGAUGCUCAAGUGUAUAUAGAAGAAUUUAAAGUAUGCUAAAAGGCACUUAAUAAAGUCUAGUAAGAUAAAAUUGACUUACAUGAAUAAAUUGAUGAAUUCUAAACUAAAAUAAGCAAAUAUGAAAAAUAUAUUGAAGAUUUGGAUCAAUAAUAUUAAAAAUUAUAUGAAAAACAACGAGAAAGAAAUUAAAAAAAACAAGGAGAUUACAAUUCAACAAGAGAAAAAGAGAAGAAAUCGGGUGAUGAUGCUCAAAAAAAAGAGGAUCAUGACAACUUUUUAUCCUCAGGGCUUACAGUUAUGCUUAACCUAUUUAGUGGGUCGAUAUCAAAUUUAUAAUCUGAUUUAAUUAAGGAGCUAGGGUAAUUCUUUAAAAUAGUUUCAUAAAGCUAAUAUGUUUAGGAUAGCACGAUAUAAGAAAUGUUUAUAUUUUUGUAUAGCCAAAUUCUGGAUGGAUCGCAAGAACAGUCUGGAAAAUAAAACAGCAAGGCAAAAGAAAAGAUUAAUAAUUUUUAGAGUAUUUUAGGUUUAUUUGAUUUAUUUUUGAAUGAUUCAAUAAAUGCAGCUGGUAAAAUUAUUAAAAAUGGUAAGGAGAACCUUUUGGAAAGUGAAGUUGCUAAAUCGUUACAAAUAGUCUUUUUUAGUAGAUUUGAGGGAUUUAUUAAAUAAAAAGCUAUUGAUAAAUAUUUAAAAGGAUCAGAUUUGCUUGAACUAAUUUCUAAAGUUAUGAAGAUGAAAGAGGAUGUAAUUUUGGGUUUCAUGGAAAUUUUGUUAGGGUUCAAGGCUAGCAAAGAUGUCCAUUCCUUUAUCAGUUUUGCUGCAUCAUUAAAUAAGAUAAAAGAUAAUAAGAUUAAUGCAUUUAUACAUCUCUUCAACCUUUAUUCAUCUAAAAGUCCAAGUGAAUUAUAUGAUGCUCUAACUUUCUUUAAGGUAAUAAAUAAUGUUUCGGAAUAAUUUGAAUAAGUUACUGUAAAAGAGCUUGUUUAGGUGAUGUUAUUCAUGAGAGAAUCAUUAGAUUUUAGCUAUGUUAAAACAAUUAUUAAAGAUAAGUUAAAGUUGUUGUUACCCACAAAUGAUUAAUAGCAAAAUCCUAAAAUGUAAAUGGAAAUUAGAGACAGAAUAAAAAUUUCUGGAUUACCUAGCCAUUUCAAGAAGCUUUUUGAAAUAGAAACAAAAGGAUAUAUACAAGCAAAUACAAUUCAAGCAGACUUCAAAGAUAUUAAUAGAAACUUUGAAAUUUUGCUUGAAUAAAGUGACUUUAAUUUUUUUAAGAAAUUAUUGUCAAUUAGAAGUAUACCCAGAAUUGAAGAUCCUACUUAAAAUACUCUUGUGAAGAGCUGUAUUACUGAUAUAUCAGAUAUGCUAAAUAUUGAUUGUCAAUCUGUUGAAUUAUUCAUUAAUUUGCUUACUUCUUCUAAAUAAAAUAAAUUAAAAUAAGCUUUAGAUAAUUUAUAAAUAUUAAAGAUAAACCCUAAGAGUGAUUAAAGUUAUAUUAACAAUUUUAUUGAAUUUACUUCUUCCAUCUUAGAAAAAAUUGAACAAAAAGGUUAAAAUAUCACGAAUGUCUCUAAAAUUAUUUUUUCAGAUAAUCUUCCUAGCUGUUUGCUAAAAAAAAUCCUCUAUCAUGAAGGGGUUUCAUUAGCAUACUCUGAUUAUUUAGAGCUUUUUGAUAUUUACAGGAAUAACGUAAAUCCAGAAUCAAUAAAAUCAAUAUAUAAUUUAAUAGAUUUUAGAUAUGGCAUGACUGGAAAUAGGAAAAGAGAUAUCUAUAAAUUUUUAAAUCCUUUAAAAAAAUAAGAAGAUAUUGAGAAAGAUUACUAAAAAUUCAAAAAAUCUAAGUAAGAUCAAUAUGGUUUAAUUAAAGCUGUGUAAAUUCUAUCUAUCAAUGAAGAAUCUUUGAGAGUUUAAACUUUCUUGUAAUUUUUAAUUAAAACUAAGUAAGAAGCUCUGUUAAUGACUAGUUGUUUGUUAGUAUAUUUUAGUGGACGCUCAAGUAACAUUCUUCUAAAUAUUUAAGAUGGAGAUGAGAAAAAAUUAAAGAAAGUGAAUGUAGAAUAACUAUUAUGUUAACUGUUGUAAGUAAAACAAGAAUUUUUCGAAGCUGUGCAUACUUAUUUCUAAGAAGAUACCAAUUAUUGUACCUAAACUAUGAUCAAGUUCUACCGUUAGUUAGAUUAUUUGUAGCAAUAAGCUUAUGGAGAUGAAAACACAAUCCUUGAAAAUAACAUAACUGUUUCAGAUAAAUCUGUAGAGCAAUAUGUAAGAUUGGUCAAUCAUAUGCAGUUUAACACAUCUUUCAUAUCUAAAGAUACAAAGAUCUCUAUUGAAGCAGUUGAGUUGGUAUCUAAUUUGAUGUAUAUCAAAAAUUCAAAAACUGAAUAAGAGCGUAAUACAAUUUUAGAAUAAAUGAGAAACAACACCUAUAUUUCUAAGCUUUUCUCUUAAUUAGGAGUAAAUCAUUAGGAGUUUGUUACCUUAGUUAAGAUAAUGUACCAAGAUUAUGAGCCAACGAAUGUAAAGUGGAUAUGUAAAUCUCUUAAGCUGCCUCCUUAAUUUAAAAUUGAUGGGCUAUAAUAAUUAAUCAUGCUUGACUAAAUUCUUCCAGUUUAUGGUGAAUCAUCUUAAAAUAAAAAAUUUUUAAUAAAUUUAAUAAAAACUAACAAAUUUGUUAAAAGUUUUAAAAUUGAUACAACUUGGGCAGAAGUAGCUUACAUUCUAUGUAAAGGUGAUUUUUGUCUUCUUUCUAAAUAUUAAGAUAAGCUAUUGCCACUCAAGUAUCCUUGUAAUAUUAGAUUCGAUAGUAUUACAAAUUUUAAAAAUAGUGAAUAGGAGUUUAAGCAAAUUCUAACUUUAACAUAAGCUGUGAAUGCAAAGGAGAUAAAAUAUAUGUCUUUAGUCUAAGGCUUAGCAGGACUACUUUCUUGUAGAAGUUCUACGUUCUAAACAACUGAAUUCCUUUAUUAGCUUUAUACUAUUAUUAGCUAAAAGUAUGUAAAAGAAGAGCAUCUAACUAUAGAAGCUGGACUUAAGAAGGGUAAUACUUUAUAAUAUGCUAUUUAUAAAUUUACUAAAAGUACACUAAUCAGUCCUGUUUGGACCUUAUUGAUGAUGGGAGAUUUAAACACAUGGGAAUUUUUAUGUUAAAACCAUUAUCUAGUGAAUAACAGUAAAAGCCCAUAUCUCAAUCCAAUAUUAGCUCUAGUUUAUGUUCUUAACUUUAGAUCAAAUCCUUUGAUUGUUAAACAAUUGCUUGUUGAUUACGAAUAUGCACAAAGAUCUUAUUAAAUUUAUAUUGCAAAAUUAAAGAGAGGUUUUUAGAAAAAGGCAGAAAAAGGGAAGUAGUCUAACGAAUAUGAAAAUGAAUAAAAUAGUGACGAAGAGAUUGAAGAUGAGAUACUAAAUGAUAUGAAGAAGAAGAAAAGUGUAAAAUAAACAGAUAAAGAUUAAAUAUAACUUACAGAAUAAUAAUAAAAAAAAAUUUAAUAAUUAGAAGAAAAAAUUUUAAAUUUUAAAAUAAAAAUUAAUGAUUUAUUAAAAAACUGCUUGGAAAAUGAUGGUGAAAAUUUAUCCCGUAUUGCUGAAGAGUUCAACUUCCCAUAAAAAGUAAUUAAAAUGGUUUUAGUAUUUGAAUAUGAUUACCAACAAAAGAAGAAAAAUGAAAACAAUAAAAAGUAAAAUGAUCUAGAAGAGGAUGAAGAUGAAGAUAUUGACAGAUUGACAAGUGAUCUAAUUAUUAAGGCUUUUGAACCAUUAAAAAAAGAUAUGGAAAAGAAUGGGAAUUAAUGUGAAAAUUUUUUUGAAUUUGAAAUUCUUAACCAAGUUUUCGAAAGAAUAGCUAGGUGUUUCUAUACAGAUCCAAGAAAAGAAAGAAUGAAUUUAAGUGAAGAAGAGAAGAACUUUACUAGUAGCUAUUGCUUGCAUACACAUAGUUCUAGCCCUUUGAUGCAAAUGAUAGUUCUAAGUACAAUAGCAUAACUCAAGCUUUCCUAUUAUGAUUUUUAUGGAUUUGAUGGACGAGAUGAAGAUCAUUACAAGUAAGUGACUUUUGCUGUUGAUCUAAUCUUGGGAACUUUAGAAAAAUAUUACUAUUUCGAUGAUAUGAUGGAUUUUUUCCCUCGUCAUAGGCUUAUUCCUUUAAUAGGUCUUUCUGUUGGUUUUAUAAUUGAAACAGAUGAUAUACUUUAUUCAAAUACUUCUGAAAAUAUCUUUGAUGAAUAAUAUCAUAGUGAAGUUAUUAGGAGAUUAUGUGAAAAAUUAUACAAUAGAUUAUUAAAUGAAAAAAAGGAUAAAUAUGGAGAUGAUUAAAAACUAUUUAAAGAAAGUUUAUAAAAAUUCAUUUAAUUAUAGAAAUUUAAUUUGAAAUAUAAAUACUUUCGUUCAAGAAUUGUAGAUUCUAAUUUAGAAAAUUAAGUUGAAUAAAAUAAAUAGGGGAGACCAGGAAUUUUUAAAGGAAUCGAUUAAUAGGAUGUUUAAAGCUUACUAGAAGAUAAAAAUAUUGAUAGAUUAGUAGAUAAUUAUGAUGAAAUAAUGUGGAAUACUUAUAACACUGAGGAAAUGAUCUAUCAUAUGGCUGAUCCUAAAACUUAUUAUACAUAUUACAAACGAAGUUAUUGUAUCAGUAAAGACUCCUAUAAUAAAAUCGAUAUAUAUUCAGGUGAAAAAAAUAAAAAGCUGUUUGAUUAUUUAGAUGAAUAUGCUAAUGCUGCCUAAUCUGAAAACUUAAAAUUCCUGAUAGAUAUUUUUAAAGAAAACUACAAAUAAUUGAAUAACAAUGAUCACUUCACUUAAAACUAUUCAUAAGAUAGCAAUAUGUAUUUUGGAACUUUACUUCUAAAUGGAGUAAUCUACUAAAUUAAAGAUAUUAAAAUGGAAGAUUUUUAGCAAAACAUAACAUCAAGUUCUAUUUAUAUGACAAGCAAUAAGAAAGCUCUUGCAGAAAUACUAAGUUUGCUAAUACCUUCUCUCAAAACUAAUUUUUCUUCAUUAAAUGAAUUACUAAAUGACUCAGAAGAAAAUAUACAAAGCUUUGUUAAUCUUGCUAUGGGUAAAAGUAUUAACCAAUCAAAAGAUUUAGAAAUCCUUUUAAGCCAAUCAGCUCUGACAAAUUCAAACAAAGAAGUACUUAAAGAUUGUGUAUGUGCUUAUUAAGGAGAAAUGACAGAAUAUUUAAAAUUAAUUUAAUAUUCUCCUCUUUACUAAUAAUCUUAAGAGGCUAUUGCAUUGUUUACAGAAUUUCUCUAUUCGUUUGAAAAGAGCUAAAUGCACAAAAAUAUAAAUAAUGCUUACGAAAUAAAUUACUUUGACUUUUGUAAUUUAUCUCCUAAUAGAGCAAAAGCCUUGGAAAAAGCUUAGUAGUAUCUUUGGAAAAUGAGUUAAAGUCUUUGCUACUAAAAAUAAUUGCAAGAGGAUCAAAAAAAUGAUCCUAAUUUCACUAAAUAUGCAAUUGAUAUCUAUAAACGUAAAUACAUCUACAGAAAUAAUAUGAAAGUUGAAGAUAAUCAUAUGUCUCAAAUUCUUCAAAAAAUUCUUUAUAAUGAUUGGAACUUCUUAAUUACAAAUGGCAAAAAUAUUUUACAAGAUUCCUUUAAUGUGAUAUUUGAUAUUUAGAAAGAGGUAGAUUGCCUAGAUAAACUAUAGAUUCUCGCUCUUAUAAAACCAUAAAAAUUAGGUUUAAAAAUUUAAUCUGAGAAUUUAAGUGAUUUAAUAAGUUUCACAAAAGUAAGUAACAUGAUCAGUGCAGGAGGUAGCUUAUUCUCAAAAUCAAAUAAGGAAUAAGAGGAUUAGGCUGAAAAUUAAAAAUUAAAUUAUCAAUCCAUUUCUUAAAUAUAAAAAGAUUAGCAUUUUUUGGAAAAAUAAAAUGAAUAAAAUUUUAUUGAAGCAAAGUAUCUUCACUUACUAUUAAGCUUAUCUAAUAACUCUAUAGUCCACAUUUUAAAUUGUUUAAAUAAAACUGAGGAAGAGUGGAGCUCUGAUUUGAAGGAAGAAUAAGAAGAAGAAAAAUUGACAAAUAAAAUAGAUGAAUUCAUUAAAUAGAAUUAAUUAGAUACAAAAUUAAAAGACUAAGAAUAGCAAAAUCAAAAUAUAAUUUUUAAUGAAUACAACUCACUUAAGAAAGAAGCAUAGAGGGCAUUAAGAUAAAAAAAUUAUGAGGACAAAAACUGUUUAAUGUAUAAAAGCAAGCAGAUACCAUAUAUCCUCUAAUCGAUUUACUUAUGGAAGAAUAUUUCUCAUAUUAAAUGGGACUUUGUAUAAAAGAAUCUUGAUAUGUUUAUAGACUAACCUUUCAAAUUCAAAGAACUUUAAAAUUAAAUUGAUUUUCUAUAUAAUUAUAUUGAAUAUUUAGCAAUACUACCAGCUGUAAUUUUAGAUAAAACAGGUAGAGAACUUGCAAAGAAAAAAGAAAAAAAACUAACAAAUAUUUAAGUACAGUAAUAACCAGAUAAAAGUUUUUUUAAUGACACUAAUUACAAAGAUAGCUAUCUCUAUUAAAUUUUAAAUGGCAUAAAAUUAAGAAAUUUAGACACUGAAAUAUUUACGAGGCAAAUAUCUUAUGAAAGCAACUCGAUUUAUAUGAUCUAUUAGUCUUAUGAAAAUUUAAUAAUAACUUUAGGAAAGUAAGCUUCUAAAAUUCAAUCUAUUUUCUAGGGAAAAGAAUAAAAAACUUUAGAUGAUGAACAUACUUUUAAAAAGAAACAACUUAUGAAAUUUGAAAAUUGUAAAGAUGUCUAUUUCCUACUUAAUUUCUUAAAUGGAAACUUUUUAAAGGAAAUAGAAAAGGUUCAUCCACUAAUCGAAUAUCUCUCUAACCUUUACUUUAAAGGACUAUAAGCAAUUCAUAGUUAAAAUGCUGAACCUAUUACAAGCUAUCUCAAUAGUUGUAUUAAAAAUUAAAACUCUUUCAUAAAUGUUAUCUUAAAAGAAAAUGAAAAAUAUGCUAAUAUUUUCAACAAAGUUCUUGAUAUAAUAUUCACCAUUUCAUUUUUUACAAUGAAGGGUUCUAAAAUAAGUAUGGAAUAAAAAAAAGAUAUCUUAAAUAAAGUAGAUGAAUUGCUUGUUGCUGUUGCUAAAGAUUUGCUUCAAGUAAGUGAAGAAAUUGUGAACAUAAUUUAUGCUGUUUUUUACCUUAUUACUAACUAGAGUAUAAAGGAUAACGCUAAAUUUAAAGAUAAAUAAAACUGUUUAGUUAUGCUCCUUAAAAUAGCCUUUGAAAAUCCUGAUUUAUCGGAGUUCUUCUUUGGGUCUCCUAAGACUGGAGAAAGCUUAGAGUAAAUUGAUAAGAUGAUAAAUACAAUAACAUCCAUACUGUAGUCAAUUUUAGAUAGACCUUCUUAAUCAAUUAAUGACAGUGAUUUGGUAAAGGAAGUCCUUAAGUUAAUUAAAUAUUCCAGUAAAGGAAAUAUAGAUGUUAGUAUAAUUGAAGAUGUUAUAGCCGUUCUUACUGGAGACCAUUAACGAGUGUUUAGUAUAUUAAAGAAGUUUGAAAUUGUAGAUGAGAAUAAAAUUGCCUUGAUUCAAAGAGCUUACAAUUAAGUCGUAGAUAUGCCUAUUUUUAAUUAAAAAGAUAAAUCUAUUGCUGGAAGUGGAGCAUAGGGUUAGCCUGAUAAAAUUAAAGAAAUUGUGAAGAAACUUUAAGAUGGGAAAGCAAAUAUAAGGGAUGUAUUUAUUGCAGUUGAUGCAGAGGGAGAUAACAAUGGAACUAUUUCUAUUGAUGAGUUCCAAUCAUUUGUAAGAAGAUUAGGUAUGGAAUUAAGUAGACAUAGAGUAAAUGAAAUUUUUGCAAGUAUAAAAAACAAAAAAUAAAAACUAGGUAAUGUAGAAAAAACAGAUGAUUUGACAUUAAAUGUAGAAGAAUUUGAAAAAGCAUUUAAGUAUGUCAAUGAUAAGAAGACUUCGAUGUCUCUUGAAAAACUAGGCAUAUCUCCUGCUUUAUUAGUUUUAGCUCUUGGUACGCUCAUCGUAAUUCUUAUCCUUCUAUUUGUUUUCAUUUUCCUAGGUAUAAAGGCUUUUGCAGUAGGAGGAACAUUUGGUUCCAUUAUUAACUCAAUCAUUCCAAUGGUAGCAGCGGGUGGUGCUGCUGGAUCUUAAGAAGAUAAAAAAGAUAAACUUUAAGAAGAAGAGGUUUCUAAUGCAGUUACUGAAACUCAAUCUAUUAUUCAUUCAGAAAAUAUUUGA
This is a messenger RNA of Tetrahymena thermophila SB210, 14268 nucleotides long. Its product is annotated as phage head-tail adaptor family protein, putative. Gene Ontology annotation, molecular function: calcium ion binding. The transcript has 34 exons. The record is from RefSeq and is a predicted model, not a curated record. NCBI's taxonomy places the organism in Eukaryota, Ciliophora, Oligohymenophorea, Hymenostomatida, Tetrahymenidae.